AAUUCAUGAUACACUUGUCUUUCGGGACGUUUGCUUCUAAAAAUGGAAGUCACAGUGAACCAGUGACAGUUGUCCCGAAAGUGGCUAAUGAGUGGCACCACAUCGGUGGUGUCGGCGCCCCCCCCCCCCUCUCCAGUCGCGGCCCGCCACGGCAGAUUCGUGUCGGGUCCUGCCGGCUGCCGAGUGCUGAAUGUGUGACGUCACGGCCACAACACUCACCAUCCUGUGACGUCAUCACCUCUGGACCGGCUCAGCUGCAGCAGUGGCGGCACAAGGAAGCGCUGAUGGUGGGAAAACCUAUCUUUGAACAGCACUCGCUGAUUCGAGCAGAAAUACGCCUUUUCUCUCACAGGCUAAUAUCAGAGAAGAUAGGUCGCAAGGUCAGCCAGCCCUCCCCAGACUAGUGCCUGGAGUCGCCCCUGCCGGAUCAUCAGCACAGCAGCCGUAUAAAAGUCGGUUCCGUCGCUCGUUCCGUAUUCAUCAGCCAGCCUCUGCUGUGCGCCCUGAGAGCAGCAGCCGGUCACCGAGCCCCCACACCGCCAACAUGCUGAAGUUCAUCGCCACCGUUGUCCUGGUGGGGACACUGUGCGUGGCGCAGCCGCUGCCCGUCGACGAAACGUCGCUGCGCGGCGUCUUCCAGGCCAUGCUGGGCCAGCUGGACUCGAACGGGGACGGCCGCAUCACCCUGGCAGAGUUCCUGCCGCUCUGGCGGCCCAGCCAGCCCAACUUCACCGACGACCAGUUCCGCAUCGAGUUCGACGCGCUCGACCGGGACGGCGACGGCGCCGUCUCGGAGACGGACUUUGUGAGCGCCGCCAGCCACCCGGCGCCGCCGGAGCUGGUGCCGCUCAGUUUCCAGUCGGCCGACGCGGACGGGGACGGUCACCUGACAGAGGCCCAGGCCGACCAGGUGGCGGAGGCGCUCAACCUAGCCGACGCCGAGCACGUGCGCUACGCCAUCCAGCACGCCGACCACGACGGAGACGGCACCUUCGACCUGGCAGAGUUCGUGGACGCCACCGAGGCGCUGCGACGCGGCGGAGCGUGAGCCCUCGGCCCGUCACGGAGGAGCGGAGUUCGGGCAGGGCCCAGGGGGUCAGCGGGCAGAGAAACUGUGCGUCCAUGAAUCUGUCGUUUGUAACGUGUUAUGAAAAUGUAUCUUAGCGUGACCAGCAGUGGUGAGUACAAAUAAAUGAAAGAAUUUAACGG
Amphibalanus amphitrite is the source of this 1209-nucleotide messenger RNA. Its product is annotated as probable calcium-binding protein CML15. The coding region runs from base 545 to 1048 and encodes 167 amino acids. NCBI's taxonomy places the organism in Eukaryota, Metazoa, Arthropoda, Thecostraca, Balanomorpha, Balanidae. Gene Ontology annotation, molecular function: calcium ion binding. The record is from RefSeq and is a predicted model, not a curated record. Gene Ontology annotation, cellular component: endoplasmic reticulum. The transcript is spliced from 2 exons.